Messenger RNA from Hyla sarda, 4986 nucleotides. It is a transcript of the gene ERI3, whose product is annotated as ERI1 exoribonuclease family member 3. The record is from RefSeq and is a predicted model, not a curated record. Gene Ontology annotation, molecular function: 3'-5'-RNA exonuclease activity; nucleic acid binding. Lineage: Eukaryota; Metazoa; Chordata; Amphibia; Anura; Hylidae. The coding region runs from base 1 to 966 and encodes 321 amino acids. The transcript is spliced from 9 exons. Gene Ontology annotation, biological process: exonucleolytic trimming to generate mature 3'-end of 5.8S rRNA from tricistronic rRNA transcript (SSU-rRNA, 5.8S rRNA, LSU-rRNA).
AUGAUUCCAUGCAGGAGAGGAGCGGAGAAGGGUCUGCGCCUAAGCCCCGCCCUGCUGAGCUCUGAUUGGCUAUACGUGCCGGCGGCGGAGACGCUGAUUGGUGGGCGCCGUCUGCCCGUCACGGCCGUCUCCAUAGACAGGGGGAGAGUGGAGGGUUUCCAUGUAAAUGCAGCAGAGGUUUCAAUGCAGUUAUCGUCCCUCAUCCGGCCGCAAAGACUUCCCUCGCUGCUGCUCUCCAGAUCUGUGGGAACCGCGUCCUGUGACCCGUUCUCUGUCCUCCGAGCUGACACAGGAGCCGACCCAAUGCUCAACAGAAAGCUGGGCUGCCAGGGGUUUGGGGCGUCAGUGGCCGCGAUGACCUCCUUCCCCCCACAGAGAUACCAUUACUUCCUAGUGCUGGAUUUUGAGGCUACAUGUGACAAACCCCAGAUCCAUCCUCAGGAAAUAAUUGAGUUCCCUAUACUGAAGUUAAACGGCAGAACCAUGGAGAUCGAGUCGACAUUUCACACGUAUGUUCAGCCGGUCGUUCACCCACAGCUCACCCCGUUCUGUACUGAGCUGACGGGAAUAAUCCAAGAAAUGGUGGACGGGCAGCCGACGCUGAGCCAAGUGCUGGAGAGAGUCGACGAGUGGAUGGCCAAAGAGGGGCUCCUAGACCCCAGCGUCAAGUCCAUCUUUGUCACCUGCGGCGACUGGGACUUAAAACUCAUGCUGCCGGGACAGUGUGAAUACUUAGGACUGCAGGUCGCAGAUUACUUCAAGCAGUGGAUCAAUCUGAAGAAGGCUUACAGUUUCGCCAUCGGUACUUGGCCCAAAAACGGACUCCUAGAUAUGAAUAAGGGCAUGAGCCUGCAGCACAUAGGGAGACCCCACAGCGGGAUAGAUGACUGCAGGAACAUCGCCAACAUCAUGAAGACUCUUGCUCACCGAGGCUUCAUCUUCAAGCAGACCUCCAGACGCAUCUAACGUUGUCAGGGGGCCCGGGCUGCGGGGUGGGGUGGGGCAGGAGGCUGCAUGUAGCUCUUCCCUUACUGUGUCCACUUGGCUGGACAGCCCCCGAUACAGGACAUUAGGUGGAGGAUGACGCAUUGUUACGGACUGAGAAUCGCUGUACAUACGGCUCCACCAUGAAGAUCUGUCACACUCCAUCCGCUUUCCCCCAACAUCUCCCCCCAUCUGCCCCCGGAAUCGUAUCCUGGGGCGGCUCAGUAGACAAGACCUUAAUACGGCCCCCAUUUCACUUCAUCCGGAGAUUCUGCACCAAAGUGUUAUGUCCUGGUGGGGAAGACACAAAUUUACAGUAAAUGGAAGGUUGGAACGAUGGUGAAGGCGCGGAGCAGCGUUAUUAUUGGUGUGCGCAAAUUAUAAGAUGCUCCGCCCCCACGGAGCCAAGGAGUGUGCCUGAUGGAGCAGAAGAGUGAUACAGAACGACUGCAGAAAUACCACCAAGAUGACAGCAUGGACAGAACUUCACCCGGAAGCUUCUAGAUCGCUGGGUUUGGCCGCUGAUCUCCAUUACGGAUCCUUCAAGCAUUUAUGUAAAUGAAGCUUAAUGAUUGGAUACUGGAAAGUUCUCCAAACUCCCAAAUUACAAGAUCUCUGAUUGUUGUCAGUGCAAAAAGGACAUUGUUUACAUAUAUAUAUAGGCUGAGGACCCAAUUCUCACAGCUGAGGGUUUGUUACAGUGUAUCAGUGUGGAUGACAUUGUUCAGCCUGGGGGUGUAGGACGGAGGAAGGCGUUAAUGCUGCUGGUGUGUUCAGCUCCCUGAAAGGUAUCUUCACUGACACAUUGUAACACACCCUCAGCUGUGUGAGCAGGACAAGGUCAGGACCAGGUCAGGACCAGGUCAGGAGGGGUUUUUGAGUUACCCAGAUGUUGUUUUCACUGACAGCAGAAAAUCUUAUAAAUGAGAAACAGAAAUGAGAAAGAUCCGGAACGUUUACUGUAGACUGGAUGGUUCUUCAUUCAUAUAAUGUCCUGUGUGGGGGAUACUCGUAGGUGGGGGUCCUCCGAUCUCAUAAAGCACGCGCCCUUACUCUGUGAUUGUAUGGGGGGUCCUCCGAUCUCAUAAAGCACGCGCCCUCACUCUGUGAUUGAAUGGGGGUCCUCCGAUCUCAUAAAGCACGCACCCUCACUCUGUGAUUGAAUGGGGGUCCUCCGAUCUCAUAAAGCACGCGCCCUUACUCUGUAAUUGAAUGGGGGUCCUCCGAUCUCAUAAAGCACGCGCCCUCACUCUGUGAUUGAAUGGGGGUCCUCCGAUCUCAUAAAGCACGCACCCUCACUCUGUGAUUGAAUGGGGGUCCUCCGAUCUCAUAAAGCACGCGCCCUUACUCUGUAAUUGAAUGGGGGUCCUCCGAUCUCAUAAAGCACGUGCCCUCACUCUGUGAUUGAAUGGGGGUCCUCCGAUCUCAUAAAGCACGCGCCCUUACUCUGUAAUUGAAUGGGGGUCCUCCGAUCUCAUAAAGCACGCGCCCUCACUCUGUGAUUGAAUGGGGGUCCUCCGAUCUCAUAAAGCACGCACCCUCACUCUGGGAUUGAAUGGGGGUCCUCCGAUCCCAUAAAGCACGUGCCCUCACUCUGUAAUUGAAUGGGGGUCCUCCGAUCCCAUAAAGCACGCACCCUCACUCUGGGAUUGAAUGGGGGUCCUCCGAUCUCAUAAAGCACGUGCCCUCACUCUGUGAUUGAAUGGGGGUCCUCCAAUCUUAUGAAGCACGCACCCUCACUCUGGGAUUGAAUGGGGGUCCUCCGAUCUCAUAAAGCAUGCGCCCUCACUCUGGGAUUGAUUGGGAGUCUGACUGAUCCUCAGAAAGAUCCUGGCUCAGAUCUGUGGCCCCUUAUGUAGACACACACAGCACAGAGCCAUACGGGAGAAUAUGGCAGCAUUUUAUCAAGAUAGAUCGGUCCCCCACCCAAUCAUAAAGUGUACUCCCGAUGAUAUCCCAUACACCGUGCCGCGGCCAAUCACUGGCUUCAGAGGUCGAGAGGAAGUGCGUGUGACCUCCAAGGCCGCUGAUUGGCAGCAUUGUCCCCUCCAGAGUGACAGGGUGGCAUCUGAGGACCUAACACUGGAUGGCGCUGCCCGGGAGUGAGCAGAGGGGAUGGUGAAGGACAAGUAUGGAAAAUGCCCCUAAAGCCAAAGUGGUGGUGCAGACAUACGGGGUUAAUCCUAAUGCUAUCACUUUGGCAAAUGUCCAGAAUACCCCUUUGCGCCCAGGCCAUCACUUUUGGGCGGCUCCUCCACUCCUGCAGGCUAUGGACACAUUUUGGGGCAUUUGAUCGUUCAGGAGAAGGCAGGAUUGGCUGGAGACUCCAUUAGACGGUUGGGGUUCUGCAGUUCGCUAUUUAAAACAAUAAAUGCCCCAAAGGUCUCCAAAGGCUUUAAAGAUGUUAAUCCCGUAGUCAGAGGUGACCCCCGUAUCUAUAGCACAGGAGAUAAGUAUCUGUAGCUCCAUUCAUUUUCUGUGGUCUCUAAACGUGGCCAAGGUCAGGGUCAAGCCCCAUAGAAAAUGAAUGGUAUGCUGGCUGCACCUGCGGGGGGCGCUCUGACCCCGGCCAAUCACCUAGGGAACCACAUCCCAUGGAUGACUGCUUUAGUUGGGGUCUGUAGGGGAUGGCGCCAUCAGUACUGCCGGAACAUUAGCAAAUCGCAGGGAACUAUUUUAUUGUGGCCACCUGAUCAUCACAUGGAGAGGGGUCAGCGUCACCCACAAGGGGCGAGAUUGUCCUUCUGUCGUUAUUCUUUAGCCAUUUAUGGACCUCAGACUUGUCCUGUAUCCACCAAUCAGAGGUCAGUUUCCAUUAUGUAAUUGUGUCUACGAUUGGUCGGGCGUUGAGGACAGUUCUGAGGGUGACUAGCUGUGAGGUUUCUCAUUUAAAGGGCCAGGCUCCUACUUUAGUUUUUAAUUGACUGUAAGUUUUAUGUUAGACUCAUUUGAUUAGAAAGGCGACAGACGAAGCCACAUUAAACCUUCAUGAUAAGAGAUUAGCGGCAAGAAAAAAAAUGAAAUGUGUUUUUAUGAAGGUUAACUACAAUGCUGCUGUGGCGGCAGGAAACACAUUCAGACCCCCCACAACUCCAUAGUGCACUGCUAAAGUGAUCGCUGCUCGGAACUGCCAGAAAUCCUACAGACUUGUAUAUGGGACCCCUGGCAAUCCCGUACACCAUCCGCUUUAGCAGCGGGUCACAGAAUUGCGUGGAGUCUGAACGUGUUUCCCACCGCCGCAGCAGUAAUAAACCCGGCGCUCAGCCCUGCAAGAGAAAUGUGAGAAUCUUUGUGAUUGUUGUAACAAUCAUGAUGGAGAGGCCGGGGCCCAGGGCUCUUGUAUUUUAGACACAAAACUAAUGGUGUUUGGCCCUUUAAUUGCCGAUCCUCAGUUGCGGAGUCCUCCUGCUGCUGUUCAUGCUUUCUGUGAAUACGGCCGCCAUGACAGUUCACAGAUUGUCACCCAGCUUUUCUUUCUGCUCAUCCAUGUGGUGGUUCAUGCCUCUUUCCCACACCGCAGUAUACCAGGGCAGAUUGGCUAUUCAGGCCUCCAAGAAAGCUGGGUGAAGACUCUUCGUAGAGCCGUACUGGUGGCCAUAUUGGUUGACACUCGGCUUUCACUGAUAAGAAAUUUGUUGUCUCACACCUGAACAGAAGAAAAUUCCGGAGUCACAGAGUAAAUGCUGAAAAGCGAUGGCGCCUCCGGUUCUUUGCGCUGUGCUUUGUCCGGUUUUCAUCUCAGUCCAAAUGUUUCAUCCUAUUUCCCUGGAAGAGGCCGUGCAGGUUUGAUAUUGGCCCCUUCCUCCAUGACAGUUCAUUCAUCUUUAGCCUCCUGCCCCUCACUGAGACCCGAUUCAGAUGUGGCGUCAUGGCGUACCACUGCGAUACAGGAGCGCCCGGACGCGGUUACAUCACAUGCACAGCGGAGGUCGUCGCUCCAGUCAUGUGAAGAUUAAUAAAUGAACAAAAUAAAACAAGAAAAAUAAAAAGAAGUGAAAUUCA